Messenger RNA from Ruditapes philippinarum (Manila clam), 8397 nucleotides. RefSeq names its product ankyrin repeat and fibronectin type-III domain-containing protein 1-like. Gene Ontology annotation, cellular component: spindle. Lineage: Eukaryota; Metazoa; Mollusca; Bivalvia; Venerida; Veneridae. The record is from RefSeq and is a predicted model, not a curated record. Bases 1130 to 4501 code for a protein of 1123 amino acids. Gene Ontology annotation, biological process: establishment of mitotic spindle orientation; regulation of establishment of bipolar cell polarity; signal transduction. Gene Ontology annotation, molecular function: protein binding. The transcript has 22 exons.
AUUGUUUUUAUAAAAUAUACAAAAAUAACAGUAUAUAUUCUGUUGGAACUUGCAUUUUCUAUAGCUAUUUGUGGCAUAUAACAAUAAUGUUAAUACUAUUGAUAGGAUUACGGUGUGCCUUUUGACAACUGUUAAAAAAAAAAUCUGGUUAAAAAAUAACCUCUUGAAAUAGAGAAGGAUAAUCCCUAAUCAUUUCUAAUGUGUGAUAUAAUUGAAUUGAUCAGCUUUCAAUGGUAUCGGGGAGUGACAUAUAGCAGUUAUUGAAUACUGGCAUAUUUCAAUAUUAAAACUAGAUCAGUGUAUUUGCUUUUAACUUUGAGUUUGGUAUUUUCGUACUGAAAUUGUGCCAUUUGAUUAAACGGAAAAGUGUGUUUAUAUUGAGAUAAGACGAGUGUUUGAGACCUGAAUAAUUUUCGUAUUGGAUUUUAAAAAUGUGUUUGUGAAGUUAUGUGACGAGGUGAAGAGAUGUCAGUGUUUUCAUUAAUUGUUUGGUUUAUAUAUUACCAAGUGGUAUAAGAUAUAGGUAGCUGUAUGAAAGAACCAGGAAUAGAAUAGGAUUGAUAAUAAAAUAGCUGAAUAAGAUGUGGAAAUUUAUGUCGGAAUAAACUUCGAUGAAAAGAACACUUCGAUGGACAGGAAAGGGCAUAUUUAUAAAUGUUUGAAAUAUAUCAGUCCUUGAAUUGAUAUUCCGGUAUUGAAACGGUGAAAUAUUUGUUGAAUGUAAACAUUGGGCUUUUAUAUACCCUGUAUGUAUUGGAUACCUAAAUGUAUAAGUUAAAUGCAAGUUAUCAUUUAUUGCACAAAAUUGUUAAAUAAUAUUAAACCGCCACUGAAUAAAUUGCAUGAAAUUUGUUUUCCCCUUGUAUUAAAAGAUAUAAAUUGAUAUCCGAACUAUGUGAUGAUAUGGAGAAAUCGGUUAUUUAUGAACAUGCCAAGUUUUUAUAUGGAAUAAUGGCAGAAAUGGAGAUAAAUUGUUCUUAUAUACUUUAAUAAAAGACGACAUCAUGAUCGGUUAAAGUUAUGUAAGAGAUAACGGGAUAUAAUAAUUAUUAACACGAUAAAAAAAUAUAUGAACAUGGAGAACAGGACCUGUGUUUUAAAUAUUUGGUAUAUUAAAUGACAUUUAGAAAUGUUAUCGCGGAAGUCUCGGACCAAAAUGCAGGAUCUGCGGCGCGUUUCUUCUUGGAAGCCGAAAAAGGAGAAAAAAUCUAUCCUCGCUCGAAGUAAAAGUGAAGGCGGUACAGAAUGCUGUAUGCCUGUAGAUUUAAGGCUACCUGGCCCAGGUCCACCUAUGGUUCCAAGAUCAGCAUGGAAUUUUGAUGAUGAUACAGAUUCUACAACAUCUUCAGAAACCAUGACAACUGGUUCAGAUGAUGUGUCGGUCAAUAAGAGUCCUAUGCCACUCUAUUAUACCACUCCACCUAAAGCGAACAUGACAAGGAAUACAGAGGACAAAAAGACAUCAAAGAGACCAAACAGCCAUCUUGCGUCAGAUCCUUCCUCCCUGCAGAAUUCCAGACAGAGGUCCGUCAGUCUAGAUUGUGGUGAUGGUAGAAUGAUGAAGAUGUUCACGUCAGAGUCGGAUAAUCUUCAGCAGAUUCAGACACAGAAUCGUCAAAUACUGCGAGCUUCGCCAAGUGAUCCAGGGUCGUUGCUAAGAGCAAAUGGUUAUCCCUCUCCUGGUAGACCACCUAAAACUCCACUUUCUACGCCAAAGAAAAGGACGUCUAUAAGCAGUACAGAUACGGACAGCUCGUCUCCAGGGAAAGUUGACCGUAAACGUAUGUCCAAAGAAGCCAGGACGUAUGACAUUUUGGCUUUAUUUGACGCUGUAGAACAUCAAGAUUUAGAUGCUGUCAAAGACAUUCUUGAAACCAAUGGCAUUGAUAUAAAUAGUGUGAAUAGUGAAUUUUUAACACCACUUGAUGUUGCUGUGAUGACCAACAAUAUUCCUAUGGCAAAAAUGUUACUGACCCAUGGAGCGAGGGAGAGUCCUUUAUUCCAAAAAGGUGAAGGUCGAUCAGCAAGAUUGGAUGUUCUGGUAUCGGAGGCUGAGAGACGAGUGGUUGACCUGACUGCAGCUGUUUUAAAUGGUUCGUCAGGAAAUACUGCAAUGUCCUCAAACCAACAAAAGGAAAAUGAGCGUCAACUUAGCCACUGGGAGUUUCGUCACCGUCUUUUAAAACGAAUGAAAGCUGGAUAUGACCAUGCCCGGUGUCCGGACCCACCUACAAAUGUUACACUAAAUAUAUCCAGUAGUACAUCUCUGCUUGUAAAGUUUGGGGAGCCGUUGAAUAGAAACGGAGCUGUUGUUACUAAAUAUAAAGUUGAAUGGAGUAAGGAUGACAGUUUUGCUCGUGUAGAAGGGGACAUAAUUCUUGACGAUGUGAGGUACCUGGAGGUGGAAAUUAAACAUCUAAAGAAAGGAACACCUUAUUAUGUUAGAGUAUCAGCAAUGAAUAUGAAAGGGUUUAGUGGUCCUGCUUCUUCGAAUCCACUUUAUGCCAUACCAUCGAGUUGGCGGGAUGUAGACAAGAUGCAGCCACGAUGGCAUGGAAAAUUGAAAAUUUUAGAAGAAUUAUUUACGCAAGUUAAAACAUUACGGCCAGCCGACGCCCCAACUAUAAAAGAUACCCCAGGUUCAACAUCACCAGUACGCAAGAAAAAAGGCUUUAAAAAUCUAUUCUCAUCAGCACCAAAGUUUCAUAAAGGUUUAAAAAGGGGUGUAUAUUUAGCCUGUUAUUUUCGUUAUGAUGACAAAGUGUUAGUGACAUCAGAAGAACAAAUUCCUAUCGUUGAGGUGGACGAGACAUUUGCCGGACCAUCAUUGUAUCUUGAUCUCUACUGGUUAAUGAAGGUUGCAUGUACAUGGGAGGAUGUAAAAUCUCUGAGACAAGAUAUGGAGAGGAGUACAGCCGAGGGCAAAGUUCAUUUUAGAGGGAAGCUUUUACAAGCUGUUUCAGUAUUACAGACCGCCUUGGGUACUCACGAUUUAGGAAAAUUUUAUUUCAAACCCCUCCGAGAUCCUAAUGGAAGUAUAGUUUUAGCUACAGUGAACUUUAUACGUGAUCCAAAAGUUGUUUCGUUUAAUUCGGGAAAAUGGGUUCCACUGUCACGACUGCAGCGAAGACAAUCACAGAACUUGAGCGACUUCUCGGAGGAACAAGAAUGUAUCGUGUCCUCUGUCAAUGAGAUGACAGUGUAUCACCAGACGAGUUCUGUACCAUUACGCCCUGGACUUUAUUUAGGAUAUUUAAAACUUCAUGCAUCAGUGGAUCUGAUACGUGUUUUAGUGACACAGGCUGCGCCAAAUGUUCUUCCAAAUGUAAAAGUGCGGGACUGUUCUAACAUUUCUGUAGAGGAGUGGAAAUGGUUGAAGUCCUUAUCACCGGAUGUUCAGAAAAGCUCGGCCAUGUCAACCAACCAGCAGACGUUCCACACUUGUCUUUCAAAAGCAUCGGAAAAACUGUUCAAGAUGUUAGGUAUAUCGGAGGAGAUGUCAUUAUCAUAUCGUCUUUACGAUGUUGAGGUUAUUGAGCUAAGUCCGCAGGUCUCGUUUCUCCUCAUGUUGCCACCGGCUGACGAUCUAUGUAUUGUACCGGGUCAAAAUGACGAAAUUGUAGAGCGAGAUGAUUUCACCUUACUACCUGUGCAAGUUUUUGAAAUGAUUCAUAUGUCUACAUACCAGCCACAGUUCAUCAGUCGUUACUCUCGUCUUUCAUCCAUUCUCGAGAUGGACACCAUUCUGGCGCAACAAAUGCAAAGAGAGGCAUUUUCAAAAGAGGAAUUAAAUACAGCAAAAGAUCGUGUAAAAAGACUGUUAAAUUUACAAAAUGAUCUUGAUAAAGCAUGGAAAGGCAUGCGCUGGAUCAUGGACAUAAUCACUCAUGCGCGAUCUCGAACUUUCGUAGGAUGCAUUCCAGUUCAAACUUUAUAUUCUGCAAGUGCGGAUAAUUCUUUAUCCAAUGACCUUGAACGCAAAGGUAAAAUACGUGAUAACAACAAUUAUGAAGGUUAUUCGAGUUCAUGUAAUUCAAAUGAAAUCAGUGUCGGAAAAGACCAUGUUAAAAUCGCAAAGUUUUACGAUCCAAACGAUGAUGAGUCACAAAAGAGUCACAAAGAGACGAAGUCGGAAACACCUAGUCAUAACGAUAAUUCAGGGAUUUUACGGGUAUACGCAGCUUAUGACACUGGGUUAGCGAAAGGAACGAGUGUGAAAUUGCAUGUGACGCCACGAACUACGGCAAGAGAGGUUAUUAACUUGGUUGUGUUAAAUUUGAACCAAGCAGUGAUUAACAAGGGAAAAUCUGGACCAGUUUACGAAGAGGAGAAAUUCACGGAAUUUUGUUUGGUAGCUGUGAUAGGUGCACGGGAGAGAAUUCUAAGAGACGAUUAUCAACCUUUAAACCUUCAGAAUCCAUGGACUAAGGGGAGAUUAUAUGUACGCAUGAGAAGUAAUCUGUUAGCUGCCAUACAGCAAGGGCAGGCCACUGCCGUCUGAGGCGAAACAUAAAGCGAAAUUAUACUUUUACUAUUGAGAAGUAAUCUGCUCGAAGCCAAAGAAACAGCAAAGAAAAGUCACUUUGGUCGGAGAGUUAAAAUCUUGUUUGUUUGAAAACCUAUUCCAAGUUCUGUUAAUUAACAUAUUAAAAUAGGGCAAAUUUUAUUCAUUUAUCCUUAAAUGAAUCCAUACACUUACAAGAUUGUGGGAGAGAUCAGAAAAAGGUGUUAGUCAUACUGAAACAAAAGGAAUUUAAAGGACAUCUCCAGAUACAAGCGUAAUAUUUAGAAACAUGUAAAAAUGUUGUCAAAAUUACAAAUAUAGUGAUUUAAACAAGCCUAAGGUACUUAUUUCAUAGUAAUUACCUAUUAUGUAGGAAAAUAUACAAGAACAACUCUUAAUACAUUAGAUAUGGAGUAGAAUUCUAAUAUGAAAAUUGAAUAUUCAAUCUCUAUAAUUUUGCAUUAAAAACUAUUUUUAAACUCUAUAUAUUUAUUAGCUUUGAUCUUUUGAAAAUUUGUUUACUCAUAUAGCAGUGUGUGGCUUUGGGCAUAUUGACAAUUUUUAUUUCUGAGUUAGAAUUAUAUUGUUAAGUUUAUUGCAUUCUGUAAAAACAGCAUACCUUUUAGUGAUGUCGAAUUUGUGAUGGUUUUAGUCAAGUUUAAACCUAUAGAAAGUUUACCUGCAAUCAAAUAUCCAUUAAUGAUGUUACAGGAAGACUUCAACUUCUUGAACCAUUAUAAUGUUGUUUUUUUGCCUCGUAUUUUGUUUUAUCAAAGACCUUGCCAUUUAUUGCUAUAGAAAAUAGUGUUACUACAUCUACCAUUGUGUAUUCACAACCCUGUUGGAAGCAUUCCAUACUUGUAUUAUUCAUACAUCAUUGGUUGUAUUGUUCGGGGCCUCUCUUGCUGAGUUGUUUAAGUUACAUUAUAUCCUCAUUUUCUGCUGUCCAGUUGAAUAAGUUAUGAAAUCUUUUAAAGAUUGGCUAUUAAAAUGGUGAUUGAUCAAUAACUGAUAAUGAAGAAUGUGUAUAAUAUAAUAUUAAAUCAAAACUACCUUAAUUACAAAAAGACUGUCCAAAUCUUUUUAAGAACUGAGCAUUACCAAUACAUUUUGAAUGAUAUUUAAAGAAAAUUCUGUUGGUCACCUGGAUUAUUGGUUACUUAUUCAUAGUAAUAUAUAAUAAACUGAACACACUAAUAUGGCAAAAUGUCAAGUUAUUUUUUAUUUUUUAACUGCUUACUGAUCAUGUACACUUGGAUGGGCAUUAUGUCACUUUUAAGUUCCCUGAUUUCAUACCAUUUGCUUAUCACCAUUGUGGGUUCGAACCUUGCAAGGCACUUUGGUUUCUUUCAUGUGAGGAACCUAUCCAGCUAGAUCACGGAAGGUACCAGCAUGUUUUCUGAAAUAAUGCAUGAAGGCGCUCCAGAGAUAUUUCUCCCCCAGUAAAACCUGGAAAGUUCACAAGUAAUGACCCAUGACCUAACAAUAACCACAUUUUUUUGAAAAAUUAACCAUGUUAACACAAUAAAUGUACAAUAUAAUAAUCUAUAAGGAAUGGUCAAAAAUCAAGUUUCUGCUUUUAUUCCACUGCCAGGCAUUGCUUUAGGGACAUGAAACUGCCAAUAUUUUGAAAUGUUUAUAUCAUUUGACGGUUAACAGUAUAAAAAUUCAGUUAUAUCUUUUAACAGAUAUAUUGUCAUAUGUUUAAUACAUUAUCAACUUUGUGUGAAACUUUUGGACAUCACUGUAUUAGCAGGGCUCAUUUUUAGCCCGACUACCAGUCUCAAGAGUUUAUAACUCUGUCAUUUUGAUAAAUUAAUGCCUUUUUCUCCAACUUUUUAAAUCUGUUAUUAAAAAUAGUUGAACAUACAGUUUUGUUGACAACUUUUGCUUCCUAGAAAGUUAGCUGCAACAUAAAAGAGGCAUUUUCUAGACCAAAAGUAUGUUGUUGUUUUUUUCUAAAACAUAAAAGAGAAAAUUCACCAAUAGGUUGCCUUUUAUACAGCCACAAAACAAAUUUCUUUUAACUUUUGAGAUAUACAGAAAAAGUGAUAAAUUUUGGAACAGCAAUUAAGGUUGUUUUCUUUUUGCAUUAUAUGUGAAGUAUCCAUUAUUUUUAAAUUACCAACAUAAUUACAUGUAUGUACACAUUUUUUCCAAAUUUUUAUCAGUGUUUAUUGUUUUCCUAAAAUUGGAAAUAUAAAGGCCUGGUAUAUAUGUUUGAAGUUUCAGUAAUUUCACACUAUGGUGAUACUAAAUCUGCCAUGUACACAUUCAUUCAUUUAUUCAUUCUUGUAAAUAUUCUUGCAUACUAAUUUAUUAUUGUGUUCGUAGUCAGCCCAGUGCAAUUUUUUGGCCAGGAGUGAUUUCGGGGGGUUUUAUUGAAGGUUUACUAUCUUUUACUUAUAUAUUUUCCCAAUAAACAAGUUUUAAAUGUUACUGAAAUAAAAUAUAAAUAUUAUACUAACAGAUGGUGAAUAUCAUUGAAUUGGGGAAAAGUAAGCAAUGUAUAUUAUUACAUAAGCUAACAGAUGUGUUUCUGUUUUUAAGUUAAGAGUAACAUGUUUGUUUUUUGUUUAAUGAUGCUCUAACAGAUACUGAUAAAAUGUUUGAACACAUUCAAACAAAAAAAGUGAAUGUUUACAAUAGAAAAUUUUAAUAGAUGCCCUUAGGCCUCUAUUAAAAAUUAAUUGAAAAAUAUUGAAAUUUAUUUACAUUACAUAAUGGAUGCACAAUAUAGCAGCUACCAAAGAUUAGAUUAUCUAACUGUAAAAACGUUACAUAAGUAAACAAAUUACAAAUAAUUAGUUGAUAAAUGGUUGAUUAAAAGAAAUUAAAUAUUAUCUUUUUAAUUAAUACUGGCCUGAUGUUUAUUUUAAAAAUUAAACUAUUUUUUUUCUUAAGAAGAUGGCAUAUUAUUAAGCGUUCUUGUUUUAUCUAAUUUAAAAAAAAAUUCUUAAGUUCAUUUAUUUUAUUAAUCAAAGCUUGAUUUUUUACUAUUAAAGGUUCCUGUUUACAAUUAAACUUAGCCAUUUAUUAUUUAAUGUGGUCAUUUUCAAUUGAAAUGUCCUGUUUGUUUACAGUUAUAGGUGAUUGUUUACCAUUACAAUUCCCAUUUAGUUUAAAACCCUUUUCUUUACAAUUUAAAAUGGGCCAUUUUCAACUCAAGUUAGCAAUUUACUAGCAUCAUAUUUAGAUCUUAUUGUUUACUGUAAAGUAAACCCCACUUGUUUACAAUGAAACCUGGUUAUUUACUAUUAAAUUUGGCCGUUUUCAAUAAAUAUUUCCUGUAAACAAUUAAGACUUAUUUUUUACCAUUAGACCUGGCCAUCUACUUUUAAAACUACCUGUUUACAAUUAAAGAUGGUCAUUUACAAUCAAAACAGGCAAUUUAAUUAUAUAGUUAUAUGGUAAUAUUUAUAUCUUACUGUUAACCUGUUUACAAUUAAUGAUGGUCAUUUACUACAUGUGUAGUUUUCAAUUUCCUUAUUUACUCUUAAAUCUGGCCAUCCAAUAUUAAAACUACUACCUGUUUACAAUUUAAGAUGGCCAAUUACAAUUAAAACAGGUACUUUACUUACUACUGUAAAUCAGAGUAGCUUAUAGUUACUGUUAACUUUUUUAAAACCUGUUUACAAUUACAAGUUGGCCAUCUGUGCUGUAUUUGCAUUCUUUUUCAAUGUUUCAUGAAAAACAUUUAUUUAUCAAUGCAUUUAUUUAUGAUAUAUUGUUGUUGAUAAACAUGCAAUGAGAUUUUUGUUAAUGUGAUAUUUUAUGUCUAGAAAAUGCAUGUGCUAGAUACAUACACUCUCCUUCAUCCAGCUCGUCAUUCCAUUUACAUAUGAGAAUUUUUAUAGUAUUAUAAAGUAAAAUAAAAACAUUAAAAAACUUUA